ACAAAUCCAGGUGAUGACUGAGGGAGAACGCUACAUCAAACAGGCAGCUCGGUCAAGGAGAGACUUCGAGUGUCAGAUUCCAUGCCAUGACAUCCGCCAUCCCGCGUGGCGGUCUUUCCCUGCUGUAAGUGGUCCAUCUGGGAAUCUCGAGCUCUUCCCCACCGCGGCAUCCACCGUCACCAUCUCUCCCCCCGAAUUCGCAGGGCAGCGCUCGAGAGUUUCUGCUCCGGCAGGGUCCGCCUGAGUGUUAAUCGCCCCUCUCCCUACAGAACCCGGCCGUACGCCUUUUCCUCCACUUCUCGUCUUCGCCUACACGCCCCUCGUUUGUCACCCUCUUUUUCACCCCUUCCUUUCGCCCGUUCCGGUCCAUCGCAACGUCACUUCGCCAUGGCUAGCAUCAUCGAAGCCGCAAAGCGUGCCGCCGGUAAGGCUGCCGUCGAGAACCACUACCCCAAGGAUGCCAAGUACGUCGGCAUUGGCAGCGGCUCGACCAUCGUCUACGUGGUAGAGGCGAUCAAGGAGUCCGGGGUAGACACCUCCGGCACCAAAUACAUCCCCACGGGUUUCCAGUCCAAACAGCUCAUCGUCUCCGCGGGCCUGACAGCCGUGGAAUUCGAUGCCAUUCCCGAGGGCACCGUGCUGGAUGUCGCCUUCGACGGAGCCGACGAGGUGGAUGACGAGCUCAACCUGAUCAAGGGCGGUGGGGCCUGUCUGUUCCAGGAGAAGAUUGUGGCUCUCCAGGCCAAGGAGUUCAUCUGCGUGGCUGACUCCCGCAAACUCCAGUCCCGCCUUCUCUCCAACUGGAAAUACAUCCCCAUCGAAGUUGCGCCUAUUGCGGCCGCUCGGGUCCUGACUGCGCUCCGGGAAAUUGGCAGCGUGGAUCCCGCCGUCCGCCUGAACGCAGACGUCAAGCAAGGGCCGUUGAAGACCGACCAGUCUUUUUUCAUUGUCGACGCCCCAUUCCCGACUCUCCUUACGCAGGCAGACGUGGCCGCCGGAAAGGACGGCAGUGGGAAGGAGGGCGUCUGGGAGGUGCACGCGCUCUCCGAGGCGAUCAAACAGAUCCCCGGUGUCUUGGACGUUGGUAUCUUCUCCGGGCUGACUGGUCCUCAGGCCCAGGCCGCUGGCGGAGUUGGAGGUCAGAAGCCGAUUGCGGCCUACUUCGGUAUGCCCGACGGCUCCGUGUCUGUUAGAAAGGCAGCUGCUUGA
Molecule: messenger RNA, 1209 nt
Organism: Aspergillus heteromorphus CBS 117.55
Lineage: Eukaryota; Fungi; Ascomycota; Eurotiomycetes; Eurotiales; Aspergillaceae
Product: ribose-5-phosphate isomerase RKI1
Exons: 2
Coding region: 388-1209 (273 amino acids)
Biological process (GO): D-ribose metabolic process; pentose-phosphate shunt, non-oxidative branch
Cellular component (GO): intracellular membrane-bounded organelle
Molecular function (GO): ribose-5-phosphate isomerase activity
Source: RefSeq, a predicted model, not a curated record